UGUUGCGCUUCAGAAAUAAGUGAAUUUUUGGAAUUAAAUACUUAGUACUUAUUGUGCAUAUGAAGACCCCCAAAGUGGCAUUUAGUGGUGGUGAAAUUGACGUCGAUGAAAGUGUUUUGUUUGCCACAUUUCGUUGUUUGCUUUUAGGCGUGUAAACUUUCUGCAAAUACGAAAUAUGAAAUAUGCAAAAGCGAGCAAGCACUUCCGCAAAUGAUUGUAUACAAAGUUUUUCCGUCAAUAUAGCAAUUAUUAGCACUCCUUAAAAGUGUAUACUUACAAAUACAUACAUACGUCUGUAUGUAAGAACUUUUCUUUGUGUGCACAAAAUAAAGGAAGAACGGCAACAAUUAUUAAACUUGAAUUCGUUUGAAUUCGCACAUCUUCUACACUAACAAAAUCACACACAUAUGUAUAUACAUAUGUACAUGCAACAUCACCUGACCUGUCGGGUGUGAAUAAGGCUUCGAGGAAGUGGCAGUGGCAACUAGCAGAAACAAGUUGAAUAGAAUAAUUGUAGUAAACUGAGUGACUAAGUAUGCCUAAACUCGUGCAAACAUAUAUACAGUUAUGUUUAUAUAAGCGUAAGUCGCAAGUGUGCGUUCUUCCGCUUCCACUGAGCGUCAAGAUGACACUGAAAUGAAAAGGAUCAUGACCCACUUUUGAUAAGCGCGAGGCGAAAAGGCAAACAAAUUGACUGUUAAAGAGGCUAACAAAAACAAAAAAAAAAAAAUACUCAAAUGAUAUUUGGAAAGCUAAAGAAUAAGAGUAGUGUAUCAGAAAGCAGUGUUGUAAGUGCAACACACACACAUACAAUUGCAAAGUCCUCGUAAAGUGGCGUAACAAUAGUGUAAAAAUAUAAUUACAAUGUAGGCCUCACUAACGGUAAAUUAAAUUUAACUUACACUUGUUAAUCUCCCACCAAAUGCCAAAAAGCAAAAACAAAAACAAACGAAAUUACACAAGAAAAUAUUUUAGCAAAUAAUUAUUUUAUUUUAUUGAAAUUUUACGACAAAAAUUACACAAAGUACAAAACACACGCAAAAAAACAAAAAAAAAAAAACCUACGCCGUCACAGUCACCCUUUGCUGGAGCCGUGAAUCCUUUUUGAUUGUGCAACGAAGCCACUGCAAUGCAUAGAGUAAUUACAGUUUCGAAUCCGUAUUAGUGCAGCUAAUUAUACAUAAGCCAACCGCAAUUAAAAGUAACAACAAUAACAACACAAAAUGCUGUAGUGCAAUUGCUCGCUUGUCACGCUAGCGGUUGGAAAGCCAGCCAAUCAAAUAAAAUUUGUUGCUCCUUCGAAUUGGUUCCGGUGCCGGUUUUAGCACGCAAGUUCGGCUUAUUUAAACACACAAACAUCCACUCAUAUAUAAGUGCAUAUAUUUAUUUAUACUAUAUAAUAUUUUGGUGGUAAACUCAUACGCUUCCGACUAUGCUGCCUUGGUGGUGUUACUUGCUGAUUACUGGGCUGGUGCUCUAUGCCCUCUUCGAACUUCAUUACUUCCUGCGAAUGUGCCUUUGUGUGAUUCUGGCGCGCUUCGUCAAACGAAAGUGCCACAUUUUGGAGACGACCACAGUUGGCGGACUCUGCCUGACCAACGACAUCGAUUGGCUGCUCUAUCAUAUGAACAAUGCGCGCUAUUUGCGUGAACUGGAUUUUGCUCGCGUGGAUUUCUACGAGCGCACAGAUUUGUAUCGCACCAUAAAACGGAAGGGUGGCUCAGUUUUUCAGGGGGCAGCUACCAUACGUUAUCGGCGAUUUAUCAGACCCUAUCACCGUUUUCAUAUACAGUCGCGUAUCAUCUAUUGGGACGAUCAAUCCGUUUACAUGGAGCAUCGUUUCGUGCGGCCCUCCGAUCAAUUCGUGCACGCCAUUGCAAUUUGUCGGCAACGCAUCGUCGAUUGCUCAGCGGAGGAGGUGAUGAAUGAUCUGUUGGCACCCAAAAGUAUGCAAUUGCAAGCGUCGCACAACACGGUGAGCUCCACAGUGAGCCUGGACAAUAGUGCGGUGACCACAACAAAUCUGGAUGUGGCCGAGAAUGGGCAGACGCGCGUCAAGUUGAAACCCGAUGUGCCGCCGGAGAUACAGAAGUGGAUUGAAUACAAUGAUUUGUCAAGCAAAAAUCUACGCUCGAAUUGCUGAUAGUUGCGGUUGAUCGAAAUGCCGAGCAUGCUUAUGAUUAUGAAUGUCUAAAUACUCGAGUAAAACUCUAUACAUACAUACAUACAUACAUAUGAAACUGCACUUAUUAAAUAGCAAGGAUAUGCCUAGAUGAAAGAAUUAUUUAUUUUUUGAGCUCAUUUUAAUAUGAAAAGUCUUGAAGAUAAAUAUUUAAUUAAGUUUUUGUUAAUUAAUUUUUUUAUAGUCGAAUUAUAUAUGAAGCGCUAAAGCGUAGCAGCUGUGUAUGCCAAUCUCUAAUAUAAUCUACCUUUAC
Bactrocera latifrons is the source of this 2435-nucleotide messenger RNA. RefSeq names its product protein THEM6. The record is from RefSeq and is a predicted model, not a curated record. The transcript has 3 exons. NCBI's taxonomy places the organism in Eukaryota, Metazoa, Arthropoda, Insecta, Diptera, Tephritidae. The coding region runs from base 1433 to 2143 and encodes 236 amino acids.